AUGCCUUCGGUAGUCCCACACCAGGCAGCUCGUGCUGUCUCCAAAGUAACUUCUCUCAAGCCUCGCGCCCCCACAACCGCCGCACCUCCGAAGAAGAGAAGGGUGGUUAGGCGCAGGGGCAGGGGCAGAGGUGACCUCGAUAGUGACGAUGAAAUCGAGCGAGAGGCAGCUACCGACUCAGACUCGGACGACGCCAAUCUUUCUUCAGACGAAUCAGCGACAGACGACUCCGAUACCGAGCCUGCAUCUGAGGAUGCGAUUCCCAACGAUCGCGCUCAUCUACCGACUCCUAGGAACAGCAAGAGUCCCGAGGCUGUUGUUAACAAGGAGAUGCCCAAGGUCAAUGGAGAGUUGCCAUCCUUCUUUGUGCCUGGAGGUGAUUGGUCAGAGAUGGUAGCGGAUGAGAAAGUUAAUGGUCCCGCGGACUUACCAGUUAUUGAAUUUUCAGAGUUUAGUAGCCAGGCCAUUCCCCAGAACCCUCCAUCUCGGAAGCCCAAGAAAUCGAAAGCCAAACGCUCUGCUCCAUCCCGUGCGCCACCCGUCGAUUCCACUCACGAGGCCGCUCCAUCUACCGCCAACGAUACGGCCUCUGCUCCAGCAGAACCUGAAACUCGCCCGUCUCAACCCAAUCGCAUUUCUUCUUCACAAUCUGCUCGCCAAGCGUACCAGCACAAGCUUGAGACCGAUCCUUCCUUUGUUCCAACUAUCGGCAACUUUUGGGGUCAUGAUGACCGCCUAAUUGAUACCGAACUGCGCAGCCUUAGUGGUUGGUGGAGAGGACGGGGUAGAGGACGGGGUCGUGGCUUUGGAGGUCGUGGUCGGGGUGGAUUCCAGGGCGCUCAAUCGCGAACCGGUGUUGAGGCUACCCCUCUCAACUCGGAAGAGUUACCCCCCAUCGAGCGUGCUUGGACCCAUGAUGGGUUCGAAGAUAUGAAGCGCAAGGAGGAAAAGCGACGCGCCGAGCAACAAGCUGCAAGGGAGGAACAGGUCUCACCGAAACGCGGCGGACAUGUUGGGGCGAGGGGAGGAUUUGUUGCUGGCCGUGGCCGAGGAGGCUUCGGCCGGGGAGGAUUCAAUUCAUCCACAAUGUCCCGUAAUGGCCUCCACUUCUCACAGCCAGGACGAAUUAGGUUUGCGUCGAAGCCGGAGCUUGUAUGGACAACACAGCAUGAAGCCUUCCUCUUUUUUGAUCCCAUACUCAAACCUCGUAACGGACAUGGACCUUCGUAUCGCGUCAAGAUCCCUGGGCAUAAAUCUGGGAUUGCAAGGACUCCAGCUGUCUCUCGGGAGUCUCCCAAAGCUUCGACUUCCAAAGCUCCCAGCGAAACCUCCGAAACAAGCGAUAAGCAAUUCAUUGUUCGCCUUCCUAAGCGUUUAGGGAAAGAACGACAAGUGGCAGUAGAAGAAAAACGAGACGAGACACCGAUCGAUGAGGUAUUCACAGUAAGACCCAUGCUAGUAACUGUCGAGCCUAUUUCUCUACCUGAGCCAACGCAACCACCGACUGUCACAAUUGAAACCACCGUCCACAACUCGUCGUCCGAAGUUCAGGUUCAAGUUUUGCCAGAUCCAAACAUCCGUUCGCAACUUGAACAACUUUCACUAGAACCUCGGGCUUUGGACCCAGAAAGAAAGGCAAAAAUGGAAGAGGCAGUACUUCGUCAUCCAACGACCGAAGUGAUUGCAGGUGUUGACGUACCUCCAACCGAUGAUCGACCUGCUUUGGCUCCCUUACAGACUGGCUUCACGUCUCCGCCACCUCCACCUGCAUCUCAACUGGUAUCGCAACCUUCCCCCGCCUUUGGUUCUCCAUAUGGUUAUCAUCCCCAACUACCCCCUGGUGUCGCUUUCAACCAGCAUGGCAUGCCCUACGAGGUUGCCACCGGUCAUCCUGUAUACCUUCAACCCCCUACCAUGUACAAUCCCCGACCUAUCAUGCCCCCUCAUUUUAAUCCUGGCAUGCCUUUCGUACCUAGUCAUAUGCACCAUCCAUCUGCACCUCCUCCAGACUUAAUGCCCUCUCAUACUCCUCCGAUGAAUGGAUUUAUUGAUCCCGCAACCGGAACACCUAUCUUUUCCUUCCCUCGCCAAACUUCACGGAUUGAAAUCCGUGCACCCAAUGAAGAGUCUGGAAAGCCCAAAUCGACACCACGCACUCCUUCUGGGCUGAGAACUGCCGCGCCUUCUUUCCAGCCCACUCGUUCAGCACCUACCUCAGAGCAAGCAUACUAUCAACAACCUAAUUCACCUGAAGCCGCAGGAUCUUCGUACGAAAAUGCGGAUGGACAGGCUUCGGUGGAAGGUAGUAAUCGGGCAGGCAUGCCUGGAAUGGUUCACUAUCCUGCAUACCAGCAGGCGUAUUACUACCCCGAACCAUAUGGUUAUCCUCAAUACGUGGAUAUGUCACAUGCUGGGCAAUAUGACAUGUACAACAUGGACCAACCUCCUCAGGGCACUGUUUAUUAUUAA
This is a messenger RNA of Psilocybe cubensis, 2469 nucleotides long. RefSeq lists its product as uncharacterized. Gene Ontology annotation, molecular function: mRNA binding. Gene Ontology annotation, biological process: mRNA processing. Gene Ontology annotation, cellular component: exon-exon junction complex. The record is from RefSeq and is a predicted model, not a curated record. NCBI's taxonomy places the organism in Eukaryota, Fungi, Basidiomycota, Agaricomycetes, Agaricales, Agrocybaceae. The coding region runs from base 1 to 2469 and encodes 822 amino acids. The transcript has a single exon.